GCUGGUGCACCUGUAGAGACUUCUCCAGAGGAGCAGACAGCCUCUUGUGAAGGUUCAAAUGCUGCUGUUAACAUGGAAAUUUCAGAAUCUGUUGUGGAAAAUGGAGAGACAGAAAUGUCCCCAGAAGAAUCAUGGGACCACAAAGAAGAAACAAGUGAAGCAGAGCUAGGAGGUGGUCCCGCAGGGGAUGCAGGGCCUUCUGAAGAAAGCGCUCAGGAAAUGAUGGAAGAGGAGGAGGAAAUACCAAAACCGAAAUCUGUUGUAGCACCGCCAGGUGCUCCUAAAAAAGAGCACGUAAAUGUAGUAUUCAUUGGGCACGUAGAUGCUGGCAAGUCAACUAUUGGAGGACAAAUAAUGUAUUUGACAGGAAUGGUUGACAAAAGAACACUUGAAAAAUAUGAAAGAGAAGCUAAAGAAAAAAACAGAGAAACAUGGUACCUUUCAUGGGCCUUAGACACAAACCAAGAAGAACGAGACAAAGGUAAAACAGUAGAAGUGGGUCGUGCCUAUUUUGAAACUGAGAAGAAACACUUCACUAUUCUAGAUGCUCCUGGACAUAAGAGCUUUGUUCCAAAUAUGAUUGGUGGAGCUUCUCAAGCUGAUCUUGCUGUGCUGGUUAUUUCCGCAAGAAAAGGAGAGUUUGAAACUGGAUUUGAGAAAGGUGGACAAACAAGAGAACAUGCCAUGUUAGCAAAAACAGCAGGUGUAAAACAUUUAAUAGUUCUUAUUAAUAAAAUGGAUGAUCCAACAGUAAACUGGAGUAAUGAAAGAUAUGAGGAAUGUAAAGAGAAACUGGUGCCAUUUUUGAAGAAAGUUGGCUUCAAUCCCAAAAAGGAUAUUCAUUUCAUGCCCUGCUCAGGACUGACUGGAGCAAACCUUAAAGAACAGUCAGAAUUCUGUCCUUGGUAUAUUGGAUUACCAUUUAUUCCAUACCUGGAUAAUUUGCCAAACUUCAACCGUUCAGUUGAUGGACCAAUCAGGCUGCCAAUUGUGGAUAAAUAUAAGGAUAUGGGCACUGUGGUCCUUGGGAAGCUGGAGUCGGGCUCUAUUUGUAAAGGACAACAGCUUGUGAUGAUGCCAAACAAGCACAAUGUGGAAGUUCUUGGAAUCCUUUCUGAUGAUGUAGAAACUGAUUCAGUAGCCCCAGGUGAAAAUCUAAAGAUCAGACUGAAGGGAAUUGAAGAGGAAGAGAUCCUUCCAGGAUUUAUUCUUUGUGAUCCCAACAACCUGUGUCACUCUGGACGCACGUUUGAUGCCCAGAUAGUGAUAAUUGAGCACAAAUCCAUUAUCUGCCCAGGUUAUAAUGCUGUGCUGCACAUUCACACCUGUAUUGAAGAAGUUGAGAUAACAGCCUUAAUCUGCUUGGUAGACAAAAAAACAGGAGAAAAAAGUAAGACACGGCCCCGUUUUGUGAAACAAGAUCAAGUAUGCAUUGCCCGUUUAAGGACAGCAGGAACUAUCUGCCUUGAGACAUUCAAAGAUUUCCCUCAGAUGGGUCGCUUUACCUUAAGAGAUGAGGGUAAGACCAUUGCAAUUGGAAAAGUUCUGAAACUGGUUCCAGAGAAGGACUAAGCAUUUUUCUCAAUGACCCCGCACAAUACUGUGAGGAAAAUCGACUCUGCAAAAGCCUACUUCACACCGCCUUCUUAUUUUCUGCCCAUUGAUAAACUUCUCCCCAUAUUUUGCAAAGACAAAUUUCACAGCAAAGGUCCACAUUAUGUCAGCUUUCUCAUAUUGAGAGCUCUGCUAUGCCACUGUUGAAUUUUCCCAAAAAGAAUUUUUUUUUCUCCCAAAUUCUGCUUCCUUGGAAAGAUUCGGCAAUAGCUUUGUAAGUGAUGUGGACAUAAUUGCCUAUAAUUAUGAAAAUCUAAAGGAUUUUUAAUGUUUAAUUUCCCCAGCAUAUAUAUUAAGACCUCUUUUUUUCCAGGCAGAUCAUUCAGAGUGUGCGAGUGUGUGUGCACAUGUUACAAAGAUGACUACCAUGUUAAUAAACUAUUCAAUUUGAAAUCUUUUUCGGUAUUUGAAUUGCUUUUGAAUAAUGUUUUUUAUCCGGAUGUAACGCAGUUGCAUUAGCUUUUUAACUUUCCAGUAACCUAGAUAUUUGGUUACUUCGACUUUUCUAAACUCCUCAGCCUCCCCACACACACAGUUUUAAAUGAGGCAAUUGGGCACUCAACCAAGUUUGUAUUAAAAUAAUUAGGUUUGCCCCUUCCCUUGUUGAAUGCAUUCUUAAAAUUAAAAAACAUUCAUGCAAAUGUGGCACCUUCAUUAGCUUUACAUUUGUUAAUAUCUUCAGCAAAUUUAGGUUGACUUAACAUCAUUACUAGACACAGUAAGUCAAUUUUGAAGGCUAGAACUACGUAUUGUGUCUUUAUAAAAAUUCAGCAUUAUUAAAUUCUUAACUGCAGAAAAUGCUAACAACCAGUAAAUCAGUGAAACUUCCAAAAAUAAGAGAAUUUGUGGCAAUAGUGCCUAUUAGUAUUUAUAAGAGCUGCAUUUUGUGGGAGAACUGGGCCAAUUAAAAAGUGCCAGUUAUGUAAGUUACUCAGUUCACCCUGUCUUUAAUUUAGAGGGCUGGAUAAUCCUUGCUGUUUUAAAGAUCAGUCUGAACUGAGGGGGAGAGACUAUUUAAAUCCCUAAGAGUUUGCACAUACUGAAAUGGGAGGGUCAGAAUCAAGCACAGUCUGUAAAUUUUUGCAUAUCAAAAAGCAAUGUAAGCCUAUGAGGACCAGUGAAGUCUUUCUUGAGAAAUUAAAGCAAAACUGGUUCAAAAUAAGCUUACUCAGUACAACUUGAAGGAGCUGCAUAAUAAACCCCUAUUUAGCUGCACUUUGAAAGUGGAGUGUCUACAAUUGCUAUCCUGAUUCUAACAAUUAGGAUGAAGGCUAACAGAUUUUUUUUUCAUUUCCCAGAGUAUUAGUAAUAAGUAUUAAAAGGUAUCUUCAGAGCUUCUUCAGAAUGUCUUAAACUAAACAUUUUCAGUUGUACAAUUGUGGCGAGCCCAUCUCCUCCCCCAAAAGUUUACAGUCUAGUGACUGUAUUUGAAUUCACAGAUAACUCAAAACUGAAACAGAUUUACCUUUUUGGGAUUUUUUUUUUUGGUUUUGUUUGUUUCUUUGUAACUGUGGAACUCCCAUUCAUUUCACUUACAGCUACAUUGUAUGGACAGAAGAAGUUAUUGUCCUUCAGUUUCAUAUGACUACACUUGUAGCUACCGUAAUGCAUGGAAUUUAAAUAAAUUUUAUUAUGUCUGCAAA
This is a messenger RNA of Fulmarus glacialis (Northern fulmar), 3257 nucleotides long. It is a transcript of the gene GSPT1, whose product is annotated as G1 to S phase transition 1. Bases 73 to 1572 code for a protein of 499 amino acids. Gene Ontology annotation, cellular component: translation release factor complex. Lineage: Eukaryota; Metazoa; Chordata; Aves; Procellariiformes; Procellariidae. Gene Ontology annotation, biological process: translation. Gene Ontology annotation, molecular function: GTPase activity; translation release factor activity; GTP binding. The transcript has 15 exons. The record is from RefSeq and is a predicted model, not a curated record.